CUUUCUACAUCUACGAACACAUGACUUUGAAUCAAUCAAUUUCAAUGAGCAAAACUUGUGAAAACUACGUCGUACGCUUAAAUUCACCCAAUGUGUCUAUCAUGUGUAUCAGGUGUGCUGAUGAGACACCAAAACAGACUUCAACAAUUCUGAUUUGACGAAUUAUUAUUAUUUUUUUACUAACCAAUAAAUGAUCAGCUUAAUAGACAUACAGACACCAGUUGUAUACAAAGAAUUUUCAAGUCGACAGAAAACUAAAGGCUUUAUUUAUUUUUAAAAAUAUCAUUCAUUAGAUUAAAAUAUAUAUAUAUCAUUUGAAAUGACACAACUUGUACACCUUCCAGUGCGAUUCACAAGUACCGAGUAAAUAUCCAACAAGUCAGCAGAGGACAUGAGAUGGUACCCAUUAAUUCGGCAACUUCCAACGUAGAUUUUGUCACGAAGUAAUAUGAGUUAACGAUCAUCGGAUAUCAGAGAGCGCUGGAUAGCUGUUGUUUUGUCGUAGUUUGCGACUCUGCAUCAGUACACGCACGCAUCCACAACCUCACCAAGUGUCGAGCUCAUGAUUUCGGGUUACAGGUGCAUAGUGGUUGAUCAUUUAGCCAUUUGGUCCAGGAUACAAUUACCUGCUUCUUACUUUUCUAGACCUGAUGUCGGGCUUUCUGGUUUUGCUAAGUUUUUCCGUAAUUCAGCCAACGAAGAAAUAGAACAUGCAAGAAAAUUCAGUGAAUUUAUAAACAAGCGCAAUUCAAAAGUUAUUCUAAAAAAUAUAAUACUUCCGUCAGAUGGUGUUCCGAUGGACUUCAAGAAUAUUCAUGAAGCAAUUGAUCUAGCAAUUGAUAAAGAAUUAUAUGUCAGUACACAAAUUGUUGAAUUACAUAAAUUAGCAUCAAAAAUGAAUGACGCUACCACACAAGAUUUUCUGGACGAAUUUCUACAAGAACAAGUCGAUUCUGUUAGUAAGUUAAGAGAAAUGCGAUCUAGGCUAAGAUUGGAUUCUAGCGCAGUUUAUCUAAUGGAUAAGGAACUUCGUUAAAUAAUUAUACUGGAAUCACUGAUGAUUAAUUCAUACUUACUUUUCUCAUAUUUUGUUUGUUUGUUGUUGUUUUGUGUUAAUUUUUCUAAACAUCAAUUCUUUUUCCCAUACUGUUCUCUUCUUUUUGUGAGCGUUUCUUCAACUGUUUCAAAUUGUUGUAAACGAUUAUCAUUUAUUUUCUAAAAAUGACAAACAGCCAAAAAAAUGAAAUUUAGUUUAGGUUUUAUGACCAUCCUUAACAAUAGACUGAUUCAAUUCUACUAUGUUUAUUAUUUAUGAAUAAGUAUGGUAAGUGUGAUUUGUUAACCCUCUGUUAUGAUUGAUUAACUCAGCUGACAUCUCUAUUUUCUUAUUGUUAUUUACCCCAUCAAAUGUAACAAAUAAUUAAGAGACAAUGUGUUUUUCUUUUUCAGUAUAAAUAAUAAAAUAAUUUCAUUAAUGUUCA
This is a messenger RNA of Trichobilharzia regenti, 1481 nucleotides long. Lineage: Eukaryota; Metazoa; Platyhelminthes; Trematoda; Strigeidida; Schistosomatidae. The record is from the annotation of a GenBank genome assembly.